This is a messenger RNA of Cynoglossus semilaevis (tongue sole), 2028 nucleotides long. It is a transcript of the gene mlip, whose product is annotated as muscular LMNA-interacting protein. The record is from RefSeq and is a predicted model, not a curated record. The transcript has 13 exons. NCBI's taxonomy places the organism in Eukaryota, Metazoa, Chordata, Actinopteri, Pleuronectiformes, Cynoglossidae. The coding region runs from base 540 to 1700 and encodes 386 amino acids.
UAUGCGCAUACCGAACGCGUCCGUGUAGGUGAACCGGAUGAGACAACAAGAGAAAAACGUUAGGAACGUCAUGCAAAUUGGCUGUGCGAAAAUAAGGAGAUGAUUGGUAGAUACUGUAAACUCCAGCAGAUGAUUGGUUGGCUGCUAAUCACACAGCUGUUACACAAAGACCCAAGAUGGCCGCUUGUCGAAGUGGUCUGUGCUAUUGCCACCGAAUGUUUGCCCUUUCUGCGCUGUUUAAGUAGUUCGUUUCACCGGUGAAAAAGUUAAAUACGUUUUUCACGCUUUUUGCCUAAGAGAGACAUGUUAGCCUGGACAUUGUUACUGGUGCCCUGCAGGCUGACUGCUGUCCCCCAGGCUAUUUCUGGAUAUAAUGUGGCUAUAAAAGGAAAUCUGCAAGAGUGAUACAACGCACACCCACUUUGAACUCCAAUGGUCCGGCUGAUGAAGGCACAUCUUUUUUUUUUUUUUUAACUCUGAGGAAAGUUUCCUGAAGCCUGGGAUGUUUGCAUCUGGAUGGAGGAGCUGCUAACACAGAAAUGAAUAGUUUCAAUCAAACUCCAGACAUGAUUUCUGCAGCAGUGCCUUCUGGGUUUCAUGGUUUUACGUUCGUGCCGGUGCUGCAGAAACUCCCUUUGAAAACCCUAAUCAGUGAGGAGUGGACACCUGGAGUCAUCACGAGGAGAGACGAUGAGAGUGCGGUCACAUCCCAUGAGACGAUAAGUGAAGAGACCAUGUCAGAGAUUUUCAAAGCGGAGAUGGUCUUUAUCAAAGACUCUUCGGCCACAGAAGGAAGAGGAGAGGGAGGAAACGUUCUCCCAUCAGAUAAACAGCUCAAAAUGAAGCCUUCAACAAAUUAUGCAAGCCUCAGUGGAGCCUCUUCCUCAGGCAGAACUGAAAAUACAUCCAACCACAUAACUGCAGGGAGGGCAUCUAUGGAGACAGCUGUUGAUCAACACAGGGGCAUUUCCCAGUGGCAGUGUCAGGAUACUCUUGGACGUGCUGAGACACACAAGAUUAAGUUAAGCUAUAAAUCCCUUGCUGCAAUUCCAACAAACACCCUUCUUCUGGAUCAGCAGGCCAUUGAUGAGCAGGUAGAGCGAACAGACAGUCCUGGUGACACGAUGGACAGAGUGGAUACUCAUGCAGAGAUGUGCUCACCAGCUCAGCUCCGGCAAGAGUCAGAGGAACUUUACGCAACCAUUGAUGAAAUUUUGGCAAAUUCGUCUGCAGCGCCCUCCAAGUCGUCCUCAACAAACAUUGAUCUGCAGCAAAUCAACUCUCUUCAAAAAACCUUGGGACGUGAAACCAAAUAUGCCUCUGUAGGCAGCCUGCACCAGCCAGGCAGUCUAGAAAGGAAGCUGCUGGAUCCUCGAAAGACGAAGCCUGGCGUAAUUCGACCAAUGACAGCAAUUCCCAGACUGACUGUAGAAGGUGAAGAGGAAUUUUAUAAAAAUCCCUUCAGACAGACCUUGGCUGACUUCAGCAAGGCGGACAGAGUGAGUCCUGCAAAGAUGAGAGUUUUCAUGAGCCCGAAGAGCGCGAGGCAGGACACGGGUUCUGAGAGGAGAAGUCCAUUCUCCCCGUGUGAGCUGCGGAUUACAGAGUCGGGAAACCAGAACAGUCACUCGGUAAAGGCUGCACCAGCGUUGGCCGCUCGUGCUGAGGAACGAAGGGCGGCAUCUGAGACUCAUAUCUAAAGCAGUGAAAAAAUAACAUUAUAAAUAAUAUGGAAAACAAGAUCAUCAAAUGCAUCAUUUAAAGAGCACAACAAACAAACAUCUGUAACCAUCCAGAUAUCUUGGAUAAUAUCAAAACGUUUGAAAAUAAUCUAAAAAUGUUAAACGUACUAUUGAAAGAUUCUCAAACAAUUAGUCCAACAGCAGUCCUGUGGUUAUAGACAGAAAAUAACUGACCACCAACAGUGUUCCCUGUGGUACUUUUCUUUUAGUCAACAACAAUUCAGAGCCUGUUGUUAGUGAUUUUAAUAGAUGUAUUUUUUAAAUUUCCCCUUUCUUGAUGGCCCUC